AUGUCUCCGCGUCUUGAUAAAAUCACGAUCAAAUAUCUUCAAAAUGUCCAGCUUUUUACUGAAACGCAUGACCAAGGUUACGUCGACGACCGUGCCCUGGGAAACUGGACGUGGCUGGAGCUAGCCAUCUACGAGGAUGAGUCUUUUAAUUCCUCCAGGGUUAAGGUGGGAGUGAAGCUGGAGUGGCAAAGCCACAGGAACAACAUGGGGUCAAAUGAAUUUGCGUGGCUUCCUGGUGAGAAGCUUGAACAGAAACAUGACCUGUUGACCCAUCUGGAAGGAAAGAAGCCUCUCCGCGUGUUGUCUAUGGACGGUGGCGGCGUGCGAGGAUAUUCAUCCCUGAUGCUUCUCAAAAAGGUGAUGGAUUCGGUAAACCCCAAUAAGCGGCCAUGUGAGGUUUUCGACAUGAUAGCCGGUACCAGCACGGGUGGGUUGAUCGCACUGAUGCUGGGACGGUUGAAAAUAACCGUACAAGAUUGCCUAGUCGAGUAUGAGAAUCUCAUGGAAAAAGUGUUUGGAUCUGGUUGGGUACACAUUUAUCUCGAGAAGCCCUUUCAUUAUCUUACAACCGAUAAAUUCUAUUCGGCCACCGAUUUUGAAAAAGUGGUCAAGGUCCUGCUUAGUCGGAGACUGCCUGGAAAGAAUCCUGAAGAUGUCCUUCUGGAUGAUGAAAGUAACUCUUGCAAAACUUUCCUCAUGGCAGUGCGCCAAGAGAGUGGCAGCAACACCUCGCCUGUUUUCCUCCGCUCAUACACCAGUGAUUCCGAUCCACCGCAUCACGACCUUGCCAAUAUCAAGAUAGGUAGAAUCAAGCUCGUGGAUGGCGGGCUGCUGGCCAAUAAUCCAGUAGGAUGGCUCUGGACCGAGGUCUUAUCUGAGUACGGCCAACAGCGAAACGCAGAUUGCUUCUUGAGCAUCGGCACUGCAAUGGCGCCUAAUGUUCCCGUGCCGCAGCCCGGAUUGAACUUUUAUCAAGCAAUGAUGAGCUUUGCUGCCAUUGCUACAAACACUGAAAGCACACAUCUGCUGUUCAGCGGGCUCAUAAAUGCCUUUGCCCCUUACCCAGGUAUAGAGAAGUAUUGGCGAUUGAACGUUUCCAAGGAGGCGCCUGAAAAGAAUGUAUUCUGGAAAGUAUGGGAUCGCAUCAGGGGACGUAAGGAGCCGACAUUGAAUGACUAUGCUAAUCCAGGAGAGCUGGAUGAUGUGACCGCCAUCAAUAAUCUAAAAGAGUGGACGGACGAGUGGAUUUUGGCACAGCAAAGCUUGAUUGCCGGAUGCAGUGGGGCCAUUUCCAAAAGCUUAGACCCUAGAGAUAGUCAGUGA
Messenger RNA from Aspergillus glaucus CBS 516.65, 1323 nucleotides. RefSeq lists its product as uncharacterized. The record is from RefSeq and is a predicted model, not a curated record. Gene Ontology annotation, cellular component: membrane. Bases 1 to 1323 code for a protein of 440 amino acids. The transcript has 9 exons. Gene Ontology annotation, biological process: arachidonate metabolic process. NCBI's taxonomy places the organism in Eukaryota, Fungi, Ascomycota, Eurotiomycetes, Eurotiales, Aspergillaceae.